GUCGUCCAUUUCCCUCUCAAAUCAACGUCUCAGAUUCCUCCAAAAUCAAAUUCCAAAUCCCAUUCAACAGAACACUGUUCCUCUUCUGCUUUCUUCUUCUUCUUUGUACUGAGUGAGCUUAAUUUCUCCACUACUGUUGCGAAUCUGAAUCGCUCCGACCACGUAUGUGUAAGAAGUGACGAGAAUCCGAGAAUGCCGGUUUCAACACGGUCUCAGAUAUGCGGGGAAGCGGAACCGAACCCAUCGACGGCGACACGGCUGAGAAACCCACACCAUGGGCUGAAGGAGAAGCUCAGAACGCUGACCCUUUUGUACGAGCAGCAGAAGCAAGCCUCGGUGUCUCUCAAGAACGCGUCUUUCAGGUUCCCUGAGAAGACAGUCAUGCGAGAGAACGCAAUGCCCAACACCGUCGUCACAAGAACCUUCGUGCUCCCCCAACCUCCCUCAAAUGACGAUGAUGCCAAGGAAAACGCCAUCAUAGGCGCAGAUCGCAUUGUGGGGUUUUCGUGUCCCAGAAAAACGACAACAGAUAAUAAUGUUUCCGUUUCUUGUUCUGCCACGGUGGCGCGGAAGCUCUCGAUGCAGGAACCGGAGAGAGUGGAUGCGGUUUCAGAGAAGCAAGGGAAAGUGGGAAGCAGGAUAAUGGUUUUCGUGAGGUUGAGACCGAUGAAUAAGAAGGAGAAGGAAUCGGGUUCACGGUGCUGCGUCAGAGUUGUUAAUCGCCGUGACGUUUACCUCACAGAAUUUGCCAACGAAAACGAUUAUCUCAGACUUAAUAGGCUUCGAGGACGCCACUUUACCUUCGAUGCUGCGUUUCCAGAUUCCGCUUCUCAGCAAGAAGUUUAUUCCACAUCGACUUCAGAGCUUGUUGAAGCGGUUUUGCAAGGGAGGAAUGGGUCGGUUUUUUGUUAUGGUGCAACAGGAGCUGGGAAGACUUACACAAUGCUUGGGACGGUGGAGAAUCCUGGGGUUAUGGUUUUGGCUAUUAAGGAUCUUUUCAGUAAAAUCAGGCAGCGGAGCUGUGAUGGAAACCAUGUUGUUCAUCUGUCCUAUCUUGAGGUUUAUAACGAAACUGUUAGGGAUUUGCUUUCACCUGGAAGACCUCUGGUUCUUAGAGAAGAUAAACAGGGGAUUGUGGCAGCAGGUCUUACACAAUAUAGUGCGUAUUCAACUGAUGAAGUGAUGGCAUUGCUUCAACAAGGAAAUCAGAACCGAACCACAGAACCAACUCGUGCAAAUGAAACAUCUUCCCGUUCCCAUGCAAUUUUGCAGGUCGUGGUGGAAUACCGAGUUAGAGAUGCCGCAAUGAAUGUUAUUAACCGAGUGGGUAAGCUCUCAUUAAUUGAUCUUGCAGGGUCUGAGAGAGCUCUCGCUACGGAUCAAAGAACACUUAGAUCUCUUGAGGGUGCCAAUAUAAACCGGUCUCUUCUUGCACUAAGCAGCUGUAUUAAUGCUCUAGUUGAAGGCAAGAAACAUAUCCCAUACAGAAACUCAAAACUCACUCAGCUUCUCAAGGAUUCACUAGGAGGAGCUUGUAACACAGUCAUGAUUGCAAACAUAAGUCCAAGUAACUUCUCAUUUGGUGAAACUCAGAAUACAGUUCAUUGGGCUGAUAGAGCCAAGGAGAUUCGACUAAAGGUAACCGAUGCAAAUGAGGAUCAAUUGCCAGAGCCUGAGAUAGAAUCUGACCAAACCAAGCUGGUACUUGAGCUGCAAAAGGAGAAUCGUGAGUUAAGAAUACAACUAACACAACAUCAGCAGAAGAUGUUGACUCUCGAAGCACAAUCCUUAGCUUCGCAUUCCUCCCCAACACUACCUUCAGCCGAACGUCUAUCCACUCCAACUUCUGCCCAACCAGUUGAAAAACGAAGGAGUAGAUCCUCAUUCUUGGCGGGAACUUGUUUCACUCCAGAAACCAAGAAGAAGGGAGCUGAACUAGCCAUCAAGACACUUCAACGAACUGUAAAAACACUAGAGGCAGAGAUUGAGAGAAUGAAGAAGGAUCACAAAUUGCAGCUAAAGCAAAAAGAUGAUAUUAUCCGAGAGCUUUCACAAAACGGUGUUAGACAAACAUUAACAGCUGGGGAAACGGGGAAGGGAGUGGUGACCAGGGCUAGCCUACGGCCAAAGGAACAAAACAAUAGUGAGAUAAAGAGUCCAAGUCAACGUUUUAGAUCACCUGCACCCACUGCCAAGAAACGAACGUUUUGGGACAUAACAACAAAUAAUAGUCCAUCGGUUACUACAUUAAAUGGUCGAAAAACUAGAAGUCAUGUCCUUGCUGAACCUACGGCUCCUCCUCCAUCCAUGCUUCUCCAGCCUGGUUUUGCUCGUCAAAAAGCCAAUAUUUAAGUGAUUUUUAUGGGCCAGUGCAAAAGGAAGUUGCCAGAGCACAGUGAAGUACAAUAUUAUAUAGAGAGAUCAUUGCACGAUUAUAUGUUUCCUCUCCUUUAUGACCAUCUUUUUAUGUACUUGAAGGACGAUUGAGUAGUCAGCUGCAGACUUCAGCAUUCUUUUACAUGCUUUUUCAUUCACAACCUCCAUCUCCCCACACCAGUUUCAUUAUUGCAGGCUAUUAAAGCUAAUGGAGAAAACUCCAAAAUCUCUAAUCAUACAUGUACAAUUCAUUGUUUUUUCAAUCUAGACGCACCUAUAUUCUUGUACGAAUUUGUCUAUGGGCUGGUGAUGCUCCUUAAAUGAAUUUGUUUAGGCUUCAUGUUUCCAUGUUCUUCUGCCUUUGGAGCUUUUCAGUCGACUCUUGUGAAGGUGAGUUGACAUCUCACAUCUGUAGGGUCUCCAUAUGGUUGAAGUAUCUUGUAUGAUUUGGACAAUUACGUCCUUUUCAACUAGUUUUUUAAAGUUGAAUAAUGUGUACAAAAUUUGGUCUCAGAUUAUUAUAAUGAAAAAGGAUGAAGAUGU
Molecule: messenger RNA, 2919 nt
Organism: Vigna radiata var. radiata (mung bean)
Lineage: Eukaryota; Viridiplantae; Streptophyta; Magnoliopsida; Fabales; Fabaceae
Product: kinesin-like protein KIN-8A
Exons: 7
Coding region: 193-2352 (719 amino acids)
Biological process (GO): microtubule-based movement
Molecular function (GO): microtubule binding; ATP binding; microtubule motor activity
Source: RefSeq, a predicted model, not a curated record